GGUUAUCGCUAUCGAUAGAAAUACAUUUUUUAAAUUUGGGUAGUUCUUGGAAAUUUGUUGAAAGGGCUACUCGAGUAAAUUACGACUUGACUUAAAAAAGGAACGAUUACAGUACCAAAAACCAUAAAAUUUUAAACCAAUUGAAAACUUCAAGUCAUGGCCUGGGUUCCCAAGACGCAAUUCGAGCUCGACCUAGUGAGCAUGGAGCCUGGAUUUAACCUGAUCCAGGGGCAAAUCGCCUACGAGGAAAAGAAGAAACUGGAGCUCUCAAGAGUGCCAGUCCCCAAGAGUAUUGGCGAACAUCUUGCGGACCGGGGAGAUUUGCAUGGGUAUGGAUCGUCGGGCGGAAAGGGAAGGGAAAUCCGCGACUGCCUCCAAAUGAUGGAGAAAAUCCAGAAAAUAGCGGGCACGAAGCCACUGGGCGAGCACGCCACUAUGGAGGAUUGGGAGGACACUUCAACGGCGGAGAUGGAGGCGGUGGCCAUGAUGCGCAACUUUGGGAUGCAGUCUAUGGGCCAGGACUUACUACCCGCUCUUCCGCAGAUCACGAUGCAAGACGAAAGUGGGCGACUACCCCUCAACAAGGACCCCGAAUUCUUUACGCCACGUAAAACGCGUAAACCGAUGGAUUUUCCGCCAGCGGACGAGUCCAAAGAUUCAACGGAUGAUUCUUUUCACACAGCCGAAAGUCUGAGCAACUGCAUCUUGCUAUACGGCCCUGGAAAUUCCCCCAAGGGCAAAACACCGAAGAAAUCGAACAAGGAGAUUGAACGGGAAUCGGCUGAUACCUUAUUUAGUUAUAUCAAGGCGGCCCCAGUUAACUUGGACAAAGGCAAGGGAAAGAGGAGGAACCAGCGAUCCUCCCAAAAAGAAAGACGUCGCCAGCAAUACGAAGCUAGCCUGUAAAAACCAAUCUGGUUUUACUUAGGUUUAUGAAAUUAAAACUAUUUUAGAUUUUUCGAGUACGCAUUGAAAUAUCUAAAACAUAUAAUAGAUAAAAGCAAUUCAAAGGAAAUACCUAUGAAUUUGCAUGAUCUCUAGAACUGACUUAUCUUCAUUUAUGCGUUUUAUAAAGGAGACGGAAAUUCGCUAUGGAAACCAUUUUUAAAAUAUUUUAAAAUAAAAUGUCACUUGAAAAUUGUUCUUGUUUAA
Molecule: messenger RNA, 1152 nt
Organism: Drosophila suzukii
Lineage: Eukaryota; Metazoa; Arthropoda; Insecta; Diptera; Drosophilidae
Source: RefSeq, a predicted model, not a curated record